UAAAUUCCCUCUUUUUCCUUCUUUCUUUGCUCCCAAGUCCCAACCUUUCAUCUCUCACUCUCUCUCUCUCUCUCUCUCUCUCUCUCUCUUCUGCUCUUCUGCAACUGCAAAUGCAACUCCAUAACCAAACCCACUUCCUCAAACCACUCCCAUCACAUCACCCUUAGCCUCUGAGACACUUCUCCGAACAACCCAAAAAAUGGGCAAAGCCUCCAAAUGGUUCCGCUCCAUCCUGGGCCUCAAAAAGCCCGACCCGAACCACCAAACCUCCACCUCCUCCCCAAAACCACCCACCAAAGACAAACGUCGCUGGAGCUUCGUCAAGUCCUACAGAGAAAAAAACCACCACCGCCAUCAAAACGACACCCAACCGCUUCCUUCCGACUCCUCAAACGACGCCGUGGUCGACCCCAACAAACACGCCAUCGCCGUCGCAGCCGCGACCGCCGCCGUGGCCGAAGCCGCUGUCGCCGCGGCGCAAGCCGCCGCCGCCGUGGUCCGCCUGACGAGCAGCGGACGGUGCCCCAGCAACCCCGCGGCGCACGUUAGCGCCGCCCGAAUUGGGGUCCGCGAAGAAGAAUGGGCCGCUCUGAAGAUUCAAGCUGCUUUCCGAGGCUGUUUGGCAAGGAGAGCAUUGCGAGCAUUAAAGGGAUUGGUGAGACUUCAGGCACUGGUAAGAGGUCAUAUUGUGAGGAAGAACACUGCUGAGCGGUUGCAGCAGCUGCAAGUAAUCUUGCGUGCUCAGGCGAGAGCUCGAACAGGGCGGUCCCAAAUUUCUGAGCUCUCGCAUUCAAGGGCCAAGUCUUCUCAAUUUCACCAACCUGGUCCAGCAACCCCAGAAAAAUUUGAACAUCCCAUCCGAUCCAGGAGUACAAAACUCGAGCAAUUUUCAACACUCAGGCGGAAUAGCUCCAGAUCAUAUGGCACUACAGAUGAUGAAAAGAAUGACAGGGUUCUUGAAAUCGAUACUGGGAAACCAUACAUCGCAACUAAACGGAGAAACCUUUUCCACUCUACUCAUCUUGCUCUGGCUUCAGACCAAUACAGCCAUAGCUUUACCACUUCAAAAGACUCUACCAGCCAUCAAACACUUCCAAGUCCAUCUUCUUGCGAGGUCCAAUCUUUAACUCCGUUGAAAUUCUCUGGAGAGGUUGAGGAAGACCCUUUCUGCACUGCCAACAGUAGUCCCCAGUUUUAUUCUGCUUCAUCAAGGGGCGGUAAUUCAAAGAGAAGUCCCUUCACUCCCACAAGGAGCGAUGGCUCGAAAAGUUACCUAAGUGGCUACUCAGAUUACCCGAGCUACAUGGCAUGCACGGAAUCCUCAAAGGCGAAGUUAAGGUCUCUUAGUGCUCCAAAGCAGAGGCCUCAGUAUGAAAGGUCUGGCUCUGCAAAGAGGUACUCCAUUCAUGGCUUUGGUGAAUCGAAAUCAAGUGCUCAAAGGGCGUCCGCCUUGCACGCAAACUUUGCUAGCAAAGCCUACCCGGGAUCUGGUCGGUUGGACAAGCUUGGGAUGCCUGUGGGUUACAGAUACUAAUGCGGUGCCCUUUGGGGGUUUCAACCCCUCCACUGUAAUUUUGAAUCUAAUCUGGCUAACUGAUGUACUAAACUACUUCAUUGUCCCUGUAAUGUUAAGAAUUCUAUUAGCGUAGGGCAUAUAUUUGUGGUUCUGAAUCAAAGGCUGCUUCCGUAAAAUGCCAUUACUUUCUGUGUCA
Molecule: messenger RNA, 1712 nt
Organism: Prunus avium (sweet cherry)
Lineage: Eukaryota; Viridiplantae; Streptophyta; Magnoliopsida; Rosales; Rosaceae
Gene: IQD22
Product: IQ-domain 22
Molecular function (GO): protein binding
Source: RefSeq, a predicted model, not a curated record